Molecule: messenger RNA, 1419 nt
Organism: Magallana angulata
Lineage: Eukaryota; Metazoa; Mollusca; Bivalvia; Ostreida; Ostreidae
Product: adrenodoxin-like protein 1, mitochondrial
Exons: 6
Coding region: 16-567 (183 amino acids)
Biological process (GO): P450-containing electron transport chain; positive regulation of oxidoreductase activity
Cellular component (GO): mitochondrion
Molecular function (GO): 2 iron, 2 sulfur cluster binding
Source: RefSeq, a predicted model, not a curated record
GCCAGCUUUACUAAUAUGUCUGCGCCCUUGCUGAAAUUGCAAUUGUUUUGUAAUCGAUGUGCAAAUUAUGUAAAAAGUGCAAGUUACAAAUAUCGUUUUAGCCACAAAAACAUUAAAAAUGUUUCAUAUUCAGUCAAAAGAUAUUUUAAAACAACAACAGGUCCCCUCUUUCAUGGUGAAUAUGAGAUGCAGGAUCCAAAAUCACCAGAGGAAGUAGUAAACAUCACUUUUAUAGAUAAAACAGGAAAGCAUAUUCCUAUCAAGGGAAAGAUUGGUGACAAUGUUCUAUAUCUUGCCCACAGAUAUGGAAUUGAAUUAGAAGGUGCUUGUGAGGCUUCCUUAGCUUGCUCUACAUGUCAUGUGUAUGUGAAUGACAAGUUCCUGGACAAACUUCCAGAACCAGUGGAGGAGGAAGAUGACAUGUUGGACUUGGCAUAUUUUUUAAGAGAAAACUCAAGAUUAGGUUGUCAAAUAGUUUUAACCAAAGAGCUGGAGGGAAUGGAGCUGACUCUUCCUCAAGCCACACGGAACUUCUAUGUGGAUGGACAUGUUCCACAACCCCAUUGAUGUGUGGAAAAUCCCAAAAAUUACCCGUGUGAUAUUCAUUUCUUUUGGUUUUCUACUGUUACAUGCAUCAUCUUUGUUUCAAUUUUUUGUAAUUUUGUGUUUUUGAUGUUGGCAUUUGCCGUUUAUUUUGAUCAUGAUUUAUGGAUAAUACAUGUAAGUGCAAAGGGAAUACAUUGGGAUAUUUUUAGCAAAACUCUCCAAGAUACAGUUUUAGAAAUGUUAUACACAUGUGUUAAUAAUGUAUGGAUUCAGAUAUUUAUAACAUGGGCAUUAAAUGUUAUAAUACAAUGUAUUGGGAUUCAAUUUAGUACCCGGUAUGCAAGUAAAUAAGAGAGAGAGACCCGGUAUGCAAGUAACUAAGAGAGAGAGAGAGAGAGAGAGAGAGAGAUGGAGAGCAGCCUGCUUAUUAUUAGUAUGUAUUAAUGUGAAUGAAGUAAAGUCAAUGGAAAUUAAACUUUGUUUUUCUCCACCACAACCUAGAAGAAUAUUUUUGUCAAUUUUUAAUACAAAUACGAUUUAAUUAUAAAUGCAAAUUAUUUGUUUAUAAAAAUCAGAUGAUACACAGGACAAAGCUCUGCCAUUCAGUCAACUGAAAUGUGACUGAAAGGUUACUGAAAGCUGACUUAAAUGUUACUGAAAGGUUACUGAAAUGUGACUGAGAGGUGACUUAAAUGUAACUGAAUGGUGUAGCUAUGCCAUUCAGUCACCUUUUCCAGACCAAUCAGUUUUCAUACAGUUGACUUAAUUAAUGGCAGAGCUCCAUCAUGUGAUAAGGAUUUACGUAUUAAUCUAAUUUGUUCAUAUGGCAAUGAGUAUACAAAUUAAGAUAAAUAAAAUCUUUUGUUGAACAAA